UAUCCCGCGCAUCCGGCUGAUGUUCAAGGCGGAUGAUCCGGAGACGUUUGCGCAGCGUGUCAAGUUUGCUGUGGACCUACGCAGGGAGGUCGAAAACAACUUGCGGUUCUACUUAUACUUGGAUUGUCUACUGCUGGACGGGCUGCCGAUGAUGCCUCUGCACUUCAUGCCGGCUGUGUGGCGCAUGGUGCGCGUACAUCGCCAGGCACGCUCGAUGGAUGAGGACCACGCGCAGGCGCUGAGGAAGGAGGCCGAGCUCCUAUACAGAAAGAUGGAGGGCAAGAUGAAGAUAAUAUACACGAUACAGAAGUACAGAGACUUGUAUAACUUCAUAGACGUGCCGACUAAAGAUUACGUGGCGCCCGUGCCUGAUUAUGGACGCUACCCGUGCGUGAUGGAAGACUUCCAAGGCAGGAUGGAGUACAACCAGUGGUACUCUCUGUACGUGCUCACGGAGGCUGUGUCCUGCAUACAUCUUGUCGUGGACGAGUGCUUGAAGGUGGAGUCGAUGCUAUUCUUUACAGCCAACUAUGGCCGAAAUGUGAGCUUAGCGGAAUUCGAUGCGGCCCAACAACAUUGCACCUCUAUGAUGCUUAAAUAUCUAAAUAUAACGUGGUUGAACAACACAGCGCAUGCUAUCAGAAUGUCCUUCAGGGAUGUCGGCAAAGGGUGGUACAAUAUUUACGAGAAGAAGUGGGAAUUCUACGGCGUUAGCAAGCUUUGUCGGUUCAUGCAGCUCGUCAGGUUCCGAAUGCAGUACGCCCUUCGCUUCUGCAUCGAACAAUCGAUGGCGAUGUUCGUUGCUAUGUGUGAAACCCCUUGUCUCUGCACCUACUGGUGCGAGGACGACUGGGAGUGGGACCCCUCGGACCUCAUCAACUCGCCCUUCCGCAGCGCGGCGCCCACGCUGUUCUACUUCUACCUCACCAUGGGCGCCGACGGGCCCUACUACACCACCAACCCGGCGCAGUUUGAGAUCGUAAUCCAGCGUUUAUUCCGUGAGAUGCUGUACCGAUGCCACUUCAUCCCGCAAGUGCACCCAAUGAUCAUGACCGGGCUGGUCUUCGAUAAGGAGCUGUUCCUCACUUCGAUCGGUCUUAUGGAGCCGAACGUGGUAGAAUACCGGGAUCGAUUGCUCAAGGCGUACCGCAAAGCCAUCAUCCCAUUAAUAGCGUAUAUGCGCCAGUACGAGUGCUACAAGGAAAUAUACUUGCUGGACAUCGAGGAGUACGUCGA
Messenger RNA from Ostrinia furnacalis (Asian corn borer), 1236 nucleotides. Its product is annotated as dynein heavy chain 1, axonemal-like. Lineage: Eukaryota; Metazoa; Arthropoda; Insecta; Lepidoptera; Crambidae. The annotation marks the transcript as partial. The record is from RefSeq and is a predicted model, not a curated record. The transcript is spliced from 10 exons.